Molecule: messenger RNA, 2734 nt
Organism: Saccostrea cuccullata (small rock oyster)
Lineage: Eukaryota; Metazoa; Mollusca; Bivalvia; Ostreida; Ostreidae
Product: PR domain zinc finger protein 4-like
Exons: 10
Coding region: 61-2706 (881 amino acids)
Biological process (GO): regulation of transcription by RNA polymerase II
Molecular function (GO): RNA polymerase II cis-regulatory region sequence-specific DNA binding; protein binding; DNA-binding transcription factor activity
Source: RefSeq, a predicted model, not a curated record
GAUUUCGUGUUUUGUAUGUAAACUGAAUUCUCCAGGUAAAAGUUUUCAGAAGACGAGAAUAUGACUACAGCGGAAUCUAAUGACUCUAUGACGGACACAUUGUCGGCUAUCAACAUUGACCAGUUAACCAGUGCUGCCAUGGGGGCCUUUGGACACAAUGUAGUUGGACUGUAUGGGCAAAAUGAACCAGCCUCCACACAUGCAACAGUCAUUCCAGUCCCUUCGUCGUCAACAGUUAUGACAAGUUUACCUCAAACUGUUCCAUUAAUGGUCUCUAUAGGAAUGGGAGAUAAGCAAAACACAACACAAGGAACCCUGCCACCACUGAAGUCAUUGAUUCGACAUACAGGGCUACAAUCAAUCCGUCAGCUUCUUUCCCCCAUCACACCACCAAACCCUACCUCAUCUAUUGUGAGUACAACUGAACAGUCCCAAAGUUCAACAAUAGAUGGGACCAGCAUCAAAGCAAUCCCAGAAUCCCUACCUGUUGAUAAGUCCGUCCUCUCAGGUGUGUUCCCACCGGACUCCACUGCAAACUGUCACCAGACAAGUGCCCUGUUAUCACAGCUGGCAACCCUAGCUCAGGGGAAUGCCCAGGCCAACCAGCUAGAGGUAUCAGGCAUAGAAAAUGCAGAUCAGUUAGAGGGGAUCGACAGUAGUUUUUUGCAAAAUCCAAAUUCUAAUACAGAUGCCCAGAUAGCUGGUCUACAGAGCAUGAUCAAUCUUAUCCUGACCAAUCCAUCCUUACAGAACAGUGCAACAUGUCAAGCACUUUUAAACAUUCUCAACCAGUCAUCUGGUGAAACUACAGCAAAUCCAGACAUGAUCCCAGUCUCACAGAGUGUUGAUAUUUGUCAUUUACUGAACAGUGAUGGUUCUGUUCAACCAGUUCAUUCCAGUAAUGUGUCUCUACCAGCAAUUCCAUCUGUCACACAGUCGGUCGGAUCUACCAUUGCUUUGGCUUCAAUUGUUCCCAGUAUUCCAGUUUGCAUUCCAUCCACUCUUUCAGUAAUCUCUUCUUCUUCAUCCAACCAAUCAACUUCAGCUCCAUCAUCUGUUGUCACGGAAACAUCCCAAUCUCAGCCAAUCGAUGCCUCACAGGUGACCUACCUAAGACAGCUAAUCAACAGCCAAGUUUCAUAUGCUGAUACAGCAACCUUGGGACAAACAGCCAAUCAAAUGAUCUCUGUGAAACAAGAUCCCUCCCUGGGUUCCAUUCCAAACCCUACCCAGUCCCUGCUGAUCAGUGGGGAUCAGUUGGAGCAAUUCUAUGCAGUCACCACAUCUUCUGACACUAUGGCAGUGGAGGGAUUACUGCAGUCAACCUCUAAUACACAAGUGGCAGUGGCUACGAUGAACUAUCAGGACUAUGCUGCCAUACAGAACAGCCUGACUAACUUCCUCCAGUCGGCCGCGGACACUGAUGAUGUCACUCUCCCAUCCAACCUCACCAUAGAAAACAUCAACGCAGCAAUACAGUCAGAAGAUCUAAAAGUUAAGAAAACUUCAUCAACACAAGAUGUAGAUUUCUCAGUAGACUAUUGUGUUACCUGUGACAGUUCUAAGUGCACCUGUCUGAGCCCCGUUCAGUAUACACACAUUACAGACAAAGUCAUCCCCUCCAGGGCUCGACUCUCCAUGCCAGGCUGUCUGGAAAUCAGGCUCUCAAAGUCCUCUAUGUCCUCACAGACUCCUGAAGGUGUUUAUGCACUGAAAUGUCUGGGAGCACAUACUAAGUUUGGACCACUGAUUGGGAAAGACAUAACUACGUUAGAAACAGAGGGAUUAUUCCCGGAGUGGAGGGUAAUGGCAGACAAUGAUUGUCACUAUAUUACAACUGAUGAUGAAGAACAGAGCAAUUGGUUGAGGUUUAUACGGCCCGCCCAGAACAUCGUGGAGCAGAACUUAGUCGUUCAUCAGGUGGGACGGUCCUUGUUCUUCUUUGCCAAGCGAGACAUCAGGGAAGGGGAAGAACUCUUGUACUGGUUCUCAAAGGAGUAUUCUGUGAUUUGUGGUUUCUCACUGAUCCCUAAGCCAGGCAGUGUCAACGAGUGCCCAGUCUGUGCCAAAAUGUUCCGUAAGAAGCAGGGCCUGAGACAGCACCUUACUGACGUACACAAGGAGGCCCUCUGUAAUCCGCCGGAGGAUAACGAUCUGUUCAGUCUCAAAUCCAAAUCCAGGAAACAGAAAUCCGAUCCUUUAGAGCUCAUCACUUGUCCAUUUUGUAAGAAAGUCCUGGCCAGUAACAGCAAUCUCAAAAAACAUUUAGCCGUCCACAAAGGUGAAAGAAAUUUUCAGUGUGAAUUUUGUCAUAAAUCUUUUCGACAAAAGGCUCAUUUGGAAUCUCACAUGGGAAUUCAUAAAGUGGAAAAACUUAGGUGCACAUUUUGUGAUAGGACAUUCAAUCGAGACACAGAUCGAAAACUCCACGAGAAAAUCCAUACAAAAACUGGUCUAUUUCAGUGCGAGUCUUGCGAUAAGACCUUUACGAAAAAGCAAAACUACAAAAGACACAUUCUCAUUCAUACUGGACAGAAAAACUUUCACUGUGAGUUAUGUGACAAAAACUACUACACAAAAUACCAUUUACAGCGUCACAAAGCCAAAUGCCGAGGGGGUGAGAAAUAUCCAAUGUACUUGGAGAUGGAGGAAACAGUGUAUAAUGGGAAUGAAAUUCUCGGAGUAGACAAUAAGAACAGUCUUUAGUGACAAUUAUUUAGUAAUGUUUAAGCUA